AUUAUCGUUAGCAGUUUAUCAGGGUGAUAUAGACCCCUGUAGACUCGGAUGAGUAAAAGACUAAUCCUAAUUCGAGUCAACGCCACACUUCAAGGUCAAAUCCAGCGAACCUCUCCCGGCUGGACUCUACCUCCUGCAACCUUGCGACUUUCUGUUGUCUCACGUCAAAAGCAUCAAAUUGCAACUCACCGAGCCACGGACGGGCAACUCGAAAUAUAACAAAGCGAACUACCCGAUCACGAUCACCACCAUAACCCACAGCCCAGCAUGGGCAAAGCCGAGGUUGGGUCGACGAAAUAUGUCGCCAACCGCAUGAAGUCGAAGGGCCUCCAGCGCCUUCGCUGGUACUGCCAGGUCUGCGAGAAGCAGUGCCGCGAUGCGAACGGCUUCAAGAUGCACACCCAGUCCGAGAGCCAUGUCCGUCAGAUGCUCGUCGUUGGCGAGGAUCCCAAGAAGUUCAUCAACGAUUACAGCAAACAGUUCCAGAGCGACUUCCUCUUGCUUCUGAGGACCGGUCACGGCGAGAAGCAAGUCAACAUGAAUAGGUUCUACCAGGAAUACAUUGCGAAUAAGGAACACAUCCAUAUGAACUCGACAAAGUGGCCGUCACUGACGGAGUUCGCUAAGCAUCUUGGUCGGGAGGGCAUCUGCCGCGUGGAAGAGAACGACAAGGGUCUUCACAUCGCCUGGAUUGACAACUCGCCCGAGGCUUUGCGGAGGAAAGAUGCCCUGCGUCGCAAGGAGGCACAGGACCAAGGCAAUGAGGAGUUGGAGCAGCGCAUGAUUCGGGAGCAGAUCCGACGAGCUCAGGCCAACACUGGCGCCAAGGACGAUCAGGCGGAGGAGGAUACCGAGGCACGCGAACUUAAGAGACAGGACGGCGAAAAGAUUAAGCUAUCCUUUGGCGCAAAACCAGCGACAACUUCCGAAAGCCCUGCACCAGCCUCGACCGACUCUGGGGCAGAGGCAUCAAAGUCUGCCGAUGCUGACGCCAACGCCGAAAAAACCAAGGACUCUAGAGCGGCACCUGCCAAGCCAAGCCAAGAAGAACGCCCUGUCUUCCGGGACCAAGAAGAACGCCAUGGUAGAGCAGCCUAAGAAGAUGAGCGAGGCGGAGCGUAUCAUGAAG
Messenger RNA from Ilyonectria robusta, 1129 nucleotides. Its product is annotated as C2H2 finger domain-containing protein. Lineage: Eukaryota; Fungi; Ascomycota; Sordariomycetes; Hypocreales; Nectriaceae. The record is from RefSeq and is a predicted model, not a curated record. Gene Ontology annotation, cellular component: nucleus. Gene Ontology annotation, molecular function: double-stranded DNA binding. The transcript is spliced from 3 exons. The coding region runs from base 268 to 1098 and encodes 276 amino acids. Gene Ontology annotation, biological process: DNA damage response; DNA replication.